Molecule: messenger RNA, 3010 nt
Organism: Liolophura sinensis
Lineage: Eukaryota; Metazoa; Mollusca; Polyplacophora; Chitonida; Chitonidae
Product: tumor necrosis factor receptor superfamily member 1A-like
Exons: 5
Coding region: 78-638 (186 amino acids)
Biological process (GO): Rho protein signal transduction
Cellular component (GO): cell surface; plasma membrane
Molecular function (GO): nerve growth factor binding; coreceptor activity; death receptor activity
Source: RefSeq, a predicted model, not a curated record
ACUCUUCUGUGAAAAAUGAGAUUCACGGCGAGCUUAAACAGUACCAACGCUAGUUCGCUGAGGCAUUUGCAGGCGCCAUGAUUGGGUUUUUGCUGCUCACCAGCAUACAUAUCCAAACCGUGGAAACCGCUGUCAUCUCUACCUCCACCGUCUCUCGAUGUGGUAUUGGAUUUUUCCAAGAAAGCUGGCCAAAUGGUUCCGAGAGUUGUCUGCCUUGUAGCCGAUGUCCCGUUAAUAGUGUAGAGACACAGACCUGUGCCGAUGAUCACGACACAAUCUGCUCCUGUCCUGAAGGCAAGUACCUAUUUAAAGGCCAGUGUCGAACAUGUAGGAAGUGUCGACGUGGCAGCGGAGUGACACAGAAGUGCCAGGGUGAAAACAACACUAUAUGUAAGCCAUGCAUCCGAGGAGCUUUCUCCGCGAAGAAAAGUCACGUGACUACUUGUCAAAAGUGUCGCCAGUGUGAUCCUCACGAAGCACGUGUCAGGAAAUGUACAACAACCAGCGAUACUAUCUGUGGAGACUGCAAGAAAGAACGUCGCACCGUCAUUACUGGUGCUCGUCAUCCAUAUGCAGCAAACAGUAGCAGUUAUUUGGAAAUGGUUGAGAAUGAAUGGACCAGGAUCGGUUUGACGUGACGACGUUCCAAAUCCAAGAGGAGCGUCACCAUGUAUCUACUCUGCGUAAUAACUUUUAGUUUCACACCAAAAACCUUUGCAAUUCACCUUAAAGGCCGACUGUUCAUCCCUGUGUUUUUUUUUUUUCUAUAUGAAGCUCAGAAUGAAAUGUCUAUUCAUAGAUCAGUCUUCCUUCUGACACCGUAUGUUUCCGCCAUCUUCUUCUAGGUUAUUUCAGAAGCACAUAUCUAAACCAAUGUUGGAAAUGUAGUUACUGUUACCCGCAGCACCCUAAUCUCACAGCGACCGUGCCGGAGUGUGCCAGAAACGGAGGGAAUCCGGACUACAUUUGCAUGCCCCUUGAGAGACCACCAUUCGGAUUUAGCCGAGACGACAUACAAGUUUCAGAUUCUGUUUCGAUUUCACCGAACAUCACAGUUGUCGAUGUAACCGUCCUCCCAGCAAACUCGGGAAUCCCUAAGUUCCUCCAUGUAGUGAUUUGGUGUGUGAUAUGUGCGGGAGGCGUGUUGUCAAGUCUAUGCUGCCUAGCAGUGUUACGUUUAAAUGGCAGAUCGGGUCGGAAGUUAAAAAUGAAUGUCUCGGAAAGGGCACACAUCUGGAAUCCACUUCACAAAGAAGAACAUCUUACCUCGCGUAGAGACAGCGCAAUCAGCAGGCGUAGGACAAAUAUUUCAACACAAAUUGAACUUGGGAACAUUUCUAUUAACGAAGUGUCGAAGCAUGUCAGCGAAAAUUCACUGUACUGUGAAGAACAUGAUAACAUGGUAUUGCAGACUGAAUUAUCCACGGAAGAGCCGUUGCUGGAAACACACCGCCUAAAUCCAGUGCACCCAGAAUCAGUGACUUGUGUGGACUAUGUCGUGCGGACACACGAAAAACUUCAAACUUCACGAGAAUCCCGAUCAGAAAGAACAGGCUUCCCAGUCCCUCGAACCACACGAUGUCCACUGCGCGAUAUUGAGGUCCAGCACUGCCUGUGAUCACAUUCUCAAAAAAUAAAUCUCAGAGAAUAAAAGUCUAACUGAGGUAAAGUGAGAAAGAGGCCGUAUUUCAGCGGUCCGGUUACGUGUGACAAUUUGCCAGAUAUCACACUGUCGUCGUUUAUCUUUGUUAAAUAGAACUUAUCAGCAACGUAUAUAACAGACGGACGUCCCUCUACUUUGUUACCAGAAAAUAUUAUUUGUGUAUUCUUGUUCAGAUUAACAUUUUCUUCGGUGGUUAUGCAUUAAACAACAUGCAAAACAAACUCUGUCGAAAACUUUUCGCCCAAAUCUUGGUAAUGACCCAGAAACCAAUAAACCUCACAUGCAGGUAUCUGAGCAUGGAGGUAUCUAAGCAUGGAGGUAUCUGAGCAUGGAGGUAUCUGAGCAUGGAGGUAUAUCGACUUGGAAACUGUAGUGUUACCCAUAAAAGUAAUUAAAUUUCCCAAAAGUCAGAGCUAGAGUUAACAAUAGAUUUCCCCUUGCCCCUUGUUGAAGGCAAGAUGAUCCUCAAAUUGUCCUAUAAGUAGUACUUCCUCACUGGAACGCCAUAUGAUGUCAACCAAGUAUAAGAUGUAUAUACGCACUGGACCUGCAUCGGUCCAUGAUGACAGAUUGACACGAGUUGAUAUGCCUAUACUUAUAGGCAUAGUUAUCUGACAUUUCUUUAUGAAUAUUUAUUUAUUUAUUUGAUUGGUGUUUUACGCCGUACUCAAGAAUAUUUCACUUAUACGACGGCGGCCAGCAUUAUGGUGGGAGGAAACCGGGCACAGCCCGGAGGAAACCCACAACCAUACACAGGUUGCUGUCAGACCUUCCCACUUACGGCCUGAGAGGAAGCCAGCAUGAGCUGGACUUGAACUUCUUAAUAAAUAGGUUUCACUGGGUUUUUUUUUUUCAUAUCUUGUCUAUGGUGUCUAUAUUGAGGAAUGCAUCAAUGACUUCUGUAUACUGUCAAAUCAUAUUUUGCUCUUAAACUUAAUAUUUCAGGAAAUAACUUUAAUGAGCUUUUAAUCAGACUCACGUGGAAUACAACAGAUACAUUGAUGUACAUGGUUCUACAAGAUACCAAGACACGAAUACACACCCUCGGUCUGUGAGUUACAUUUCAGCCAUGACUGAGUUGUACGUUUUGCUUGAUUCUGUGAGAGGGGUUCUGUGGCGUGUUAGGAAGGUAGGAUUUAUUUAUUUAUUUAUUUGAUUGGUAUUUUACGCCGUACUCAAGAAUAUUUCACUUAUACGACGGCGGCCAGCAUUAUGGUGGGUGGAAACCGGGCAGAGCCUGGGGGAAACCCACAACCAUCCGCAGGUUGCUGACAUACCUUCCCACGUACGGCCGGAGACGAAGCCAGCAUGAGUUCGGCUUGAACUCACAGCGACCGCAUUGGUGAG